AUGUUGCGACGUGCAUCCGGCCCUCGCAGUGCCACCUCGUACCCUCUACCACCACGACGCUUUACGAGAUACUUUACCCUGAUCAUUGUUCUCAUCUUGGUCGGACUUGGUCUCACAUUGGCUCGUCUGAGCGCAUUAUCUGAAGCUUCAUUACGAUCUGGCCUCUCAAAACCACCGCCCCCACCACCCACUUGGGAGAGUUUCCCCUUCUUGAAACGCUACCAUGGUGGCAUCCGCACUCUGGUUUCUCGCGCCGACAACAAGCCUGAGUACCCCGAUCCGGAAAACAAUACUCUAGAACCCACUGUCCAACAGGACCAGGAGCAGCAGACCGCUCCAUCAGAAGAGAAGGGCUUCCAGAAGAGAGACAUGCCACAAGGCCAAAGAUUCGAUCCUGUCGACCGGAAUGCUAUCGUUGAGUGCUACCUCGACGAAGGGAGAAAGAGCAAUAUACCACAACUGCUGGCAUAUCCAGGAGUGCCCAAGGGCUUCCCAGACCCCAUCAUGGGCUCCUAUGAGAUAUUCGGCAUGAAUGAUAAUGUUUGUUUCGAUCGCUACGGCAGGCUCGGCCCUUACGGAUUGGGCUAUAGCAAGAGAUGGGGUGGCAGUGGUGCCGGUAUGGAUGGCCAUCGCGAAGGUGCCGAUCAAGUCUGGGGCGGCAAGACCGAGAUCGACUACCGUGAGGUCAACUGGGCUCAAGCUCAAAAGAAAUGCGCCCAGAAGAACAAGGGUCGUUUCAAGCCUCUGCCGAAAACUCGCAACCAUUUCUUUACUGACAUGGCUGUUGGUGGCCCUGAGGAUGAGAAGUCCAAGAGAGAGGAGAAGCAAGAGAAGAAACUGCUACCCAGACAAGCUGUUGUCAUUCGAACAUGGCACGACUACCAGUAUGAUGACGAAGACAUGUUCUACUUGCGUGCUUUGGUCAACGAGCUCUCGCUUCAAUCUGGCGGCGAGUACACUGUACACUUCCUAGUCCAUGUCAAGGACAACGACAUGCCCAUCUGGAGUGACGACUUUACAUAUCAGCGCGUCCUGAACGAUUCGCUCCCUCUAGAGUUUCGAGGAAUGGGCACACUCUGGUCAGAGAGACAGAUGAGUCUGAUCUACGGAGGCAUAGCAGAAACAAACUACCGCGGUCUGCCAAUCCACGGCGCCUACAGAUCGACAAACAUGCCUCUAUCCUACUUUGCCCACAUGCAUCCCGAGUACGACUUCUUCUGGCACUGGGAGAUGGAUAUCCGCUAUACCGGACACUUUUACCAUCUCUUCGACAAGGUCGGCAAAUGGGCAGACCAACAACCUCGCAAAGGUCUCUGGGAGCGCAACGGCAGAUUCUACAUCCCAUCCGAGCACGGCUCUUGGGAAGACUUCAAGCAAAUGGUGCGUGUGCAGACCGAACACGGCACAGCCCACAAAGCAGCCAUGUACGAAAAAGUCUCGGGCACCGAAAACACCCAAGCACGCAUCCCCUCAAUCUGGGGUCCCAUGCCACCAACCGGCGAAGGCGACUCGAUCGAAGCCGAAAACGACCCCAAACCCCCCACGACACCAGACAAAGACAAUUACUCCUGGGGUGUAGGCGAACCAGCAGACUUCAUAACCUUCAACCCGCUCUUCGAUCCUCACGCUACCAAUUGGAUUUUGGCAGAGGAUGUGACUGGCUACAACACCUCUGCAGGCUUCCCUCCCCGCCGCACGGCAAUCAUCACUGCAUCUCGCCUCUCGCACCGCCUCCUCGAAACCAUGCAUCGGGAAACUGCUUUGCACAGGCACUCCAUGUUUUCGGAAAUGUGGCCCGGCAGCUGCGCUUUGCAUCAUGGACUCAAAGCCGUCUACGCGCCUCAUCCCGUGUACAUUGAUCGCCGCUGGCCGACUUCGUAUCUGGCCGCUGUGUUUAACAAUGGAUUGCACGGUGCUGCUGGCGGAGCAAGAACCAGUGUUUUCAGCGAUGAGCGCCAGCAUAAUUUCCUAGGGACGAGUUGGUACUAUCAUGCUGGCUUUCCGGGUAAUCUGUGGAAGAGGUGGUUGGGGUACAAAGUCGAUGGCGAUGGAGGGGAGAUGGAGGAGGUGGAGGGGGAGGGCAGGAUGUGUUUGCCUGGUAUGCUGUUGCAUCCUGUCAAACACGUAGAUUUGAUUUACGAGCAUCGUGAGGGUGAGUGA
Molecule: messenger RNA, 2160 nt
Organism: Aureobasidium namibiae CBS 147.97
Lineage: Eukaryota; Fungi; Ascomycota; Dothideomycetes; Dothideales; Saccotheciaceae
Exons: 1
Coding region: 1-2160 (719 amino acids)
Source: RefSeq, a predicted model, not a curated record